AUGGCCGACGCUGGCCAGGCUCAAUUCAACGCAGUUCAAAGUGUGUUUGGUAUCGACUGCACGCUCACGUACCUCAUGUGCUUUUACCAUGCCAUUGCCAAAGUACGACUGGCUCUCAAAAAACGGGCGCGUGCGCUACAUGGGGAUGUGGUGGCUAUGAUGUAUACUGGUAUCUAUGAUCUUCACAUUUCGCUCACGAAGGAAGAGUAUACGUCAUCGGUCUAUGGCCUCUCUGGAGAUUUUACAAGAGUUCGUUCGACAAUCAUCUCCAAUCUCGCGCCACAUCUCUUCGAGCUGGAUGUUUUCUUCGUGAGCAUGUCCACGAGCGAGGAAACAUCGACUUCAUGCUGGACGACCACAGCUCCGACAUCGUACGGGUUGUUGAAGUGCAACCACCGCGCUUCUACAUUCCAGCCCGAGGCCGCUCGUAGGAAGCUCUUUAUGUGGCCGCUAGAUUUUCGCCACCGGGCUCAGCAGCCUUCUUGA
Phytophthora infestans T30-4 is the source of this 486-nucleotide messenger RNA. RefSeq lists its product as uncharacterized. The transcript has 3 exons. The coding region runs from base 1 to 486 and encodes 161 amino acids. The record is from RefSeq and is a predicted model, not a curated record. NCBI's taxonomy places the organism in Eukaryota, Oomycota, Peronosporomycetes, Peronosporales, Peronosporaceae.